Trichomonas vaginalis G3 is the source of this 954-nucleotide messenger RNA. RefSeq lists its product as uncharacterized. The transcript has a single exon. Lineage: Eukaryota; Parabasalia; Trichomonadida; Trichomonadidae. The record is from RefSeq and is a predicted model, not a curated record. Bases 1 to 954 code for a protein of 317 amino acids.
AUGAAUACUACACCUCGACAAACGGAAAAAUCACCAACAGUAAGCGAGCAAAAAUACCGUCAAGGGCAACAGCAGUAUAUGGAAACAGGAGUUGUUAAUGAAGAUCUUUCACAAGUCAGGCAACAAGAAUUAGAUGAAUUAUAUCAAGAUAUUCAAUCGCGUAUAUCAGCUGAAAUUGAUAAAGCAACAAGUAGUUAUUACGAAAAUUGCCAAUUGAUAGAAUCUAGUAUUAAUGAAGUUGAAAUGGAGGCAAGAUUAAGGGCAGAUGCAUCAUUUCAGAAUCUCCAAGGUGAGCAUAUUAAAGAACUAAUCCAAGUGGAAAAACAAUAUGCUUUGGAAAUAAUCAGAACAAAAACAAGAUUAAUUCCAGCUGUUGAAAACCUUAAAAGGAAAGCCACUACCUUAUCAAAGAUAGGAAACACAGCAGAAUCUCGCCAAGCGGAGCAAGAAGCUCAAAAAGAAAAAGAAAAUGAAAUUAAACGUAGAAAGGCAGAAGUUGACAAGGCUUUUGAUUCGACUAGAAAAACAAUCUUUACUAGACAAAGAUCUGAACUCUCAAUAUUAGAUGAAAAAUUAAAAGCUCAACUGAAUCAGAUUACAACUAUUAAAGAAGCACAAAUGAAGAGUCAGCUUCAAAAGUUGAAGGUUGCAAUACAAUCAAUUUUGGCUCAUUCUUGUGAUGUAAUACCAAACCAUCUCAAUAAUCCGAAAAAUAAAACUGAUAUCAUGAAGAAACUUCAAGGAUUUGCUAACGAAAAGCUUAAAGAAAUAUGCAAUACUGAAGAAGAUAUUGAGUUACCUACCGUAAUUGACCAAGCAACAUUUUCAACAAAGAAAAUUUCUAAAUAUCCGCUUCAAUAUUUCAAUUCCGCAAAUGAGACACAGAUGAUUAACAAUAGCGCAAGACGAUCAAAGACAGUCUCUCCUCUUUCACCAAGAAGAACACCAAAAUAA